AUGUUGUCAUGGAAUCCGGCUAAUUAUCGGUGUGGUCCCUUAUUCAUUCACUUGGCUGAUGUCGACGAUUCCGAAAUUACGCGGCAAGCGAUUGCUUUUCUACGCGAGAAGAAGAUACCGUUAUUGGCUUACAAAGGCGGUUUCAGUUGUAAAUAUGAACCACAUCGUUUGAUCUAUGAGCUAAGAAAAAGAUCUAUUAUUUUGACCGGACUUCGUACAUUGAAUGGUCGAAGCUAUUGGACAUUGUCGAAGCCUCUUGAUUUUGGAUUUGGUAUUGGUGUUGCUCCAAAGCCAUACAUGCAGCAUAAAGGAUUUCUAUGA
Adineta ricciae is the source of this 321-nucleotide messenger RNA. NCBI's taxonomy places the organism in Eukaryota, Metazoa, Rotifera, Eurotatoria, Adinetida, Adinetidae. The record is from the annotation of a GenBank genome assembly.